GCAUCAUCUCCUUGGAUGCGAUUGCUGACGCCAUGCCGAGUGAACAUAAGACAGUCCUCGAUACUGUGCGAAACUAUCACCUGCUAAGAUUUUGUAGUGCAACAUAGAACAUAGACGGAAAUAUUAGUAUAACUGCCUGUCAUUCUUGGAAAUAAUUAAUAAAGGAAAAUUAUGAAAUAUGAAACAAAAUAUGGAAAAUACGAUUAUAAUGUAAUGUGCAAAAGAUGACGAAGUACCAACUAAAAUAACCCGAUUGGAAUUGCUUUUCUCUAUAAAAAAUCCAGGAGAAAAGGACAACCAUGGAAAAUCAAAACGCUACUAUAUUCAUUUUUAAUAACCAUCCGCUUGUUGUCAACGUGCAGUUAGCUGACACGACGACCCCUGGGCUUACUGCUUUUUUCUUAGUGAUUGCUAUCUUUAUUCUUAUCGCAAACACGUACAACAUUCUAGUCAUCACGAAGACACCGUCUCUCCGUGAAAACCCGAGUGGUGUGUUGAUGAUCUCUCUAGCUGUUGGUGAUAUCCUCAUUGGACUUACAUUUCCGUUGCCGAUGAUAUACAUGAGGGCGACGGGACAGUUCAGUCCAGGCCUUUGUGUUUUUCAGACUAUCUCCAUUUCAAGCUGUUGUGUAGUCUCAAUCUACACUCUUGGUUGGCUAAGUUUUGACCGCUACAUAGCCAUCACUCGACCGCUACAUUAUGAUCGCAUUGUGACUUAUAAACGGAUCUACAUCAUCAUCACAAUAACGUGGUUUGUGAGCUGGCUUGUUUGGCUUGGGCCGCUCUUUGGAAUUGGUAGCUAUAUAUAUACACCUGAUAUACAACACUGUACAAUUGAUCCAAUCUCCAACCCUAUAUACACUCUCUUCGUCAUACUUAUUGUAUUCGGCAUUGUAUCCGUCAUCAUAGGAUUCAGUUACUUUCAAAUACUAAAAGUUAGCUUGUAUCAUGCGAAACGUAUUGAACCUGUUUAUCACGACAUUAAACCAGGAGAGGAAGAAAAGAAACCCGGGUUCAAAAUUCCAAAAGCCAUAAGGACACUCCUUAUCAUUGUGUGUGCGUUUUAUUUCGCUUGGACCCCUCUUUGUGCGGAAUGGAUAGUGAGGGGAUUUGCAGGUUACAUCGGAGCCCCGCAUAUUGUUUUAACUAUUGACUCUGCCCUCUGUAUAUCCAAUUCGUUUUGGAAUGCUAUAAUCUAUACCUUAACCAAUAAAGCAUUUCGUAAAUCAGCAAUUAAACUGUUUGGGAUAUCCAAAUAUCUCAAAGAGAGAGAAGCUUCAAAAAUCAAAACGAUUUCCUCAACAUUUGAUGGUGGCCUCACCCCAGCUGGCUAGCGGAAGCUUCAUGCACCAAAAAAACAUAAACUUUUGCAUAACACAUGAAAUGAACUUGAGGAUAAUAAGAUUUUACAAAGUGUAAAAUGAAUGUUAUUGAAUUUUUCCCACAUGGAUUGUUAAACUUCUUAAUCAAAUCAUAAUAUAAUAUUGAAAACGACGCACCAUAGAUUUUAUGGAUAUUCAGGGGUCCGUUUUUGGAAUCGUUAUAACUUACGAUUUGGUCGCAAGUCACUGUUCGUCAAAAAGUAGAAAAUGGCUGUCUAGGAAUCCUAAGUUACGAACUUACCAAAAACGAACCCAAGGGGCGUAAUGAGAAUCUAAUGAAUGUAUUAAACUUCAUUUAGCCUAUGCAGUUUUGUUGAAAAAACGUCAUUUAGCUACGUCACUUCUCAGUGGCGUAGAUACGUGGACGC
Molecule: messenger RNA, 1750 nt
Organism: Owenia fusiformis
Lineage: Eukaryota; Metazoa; Annelida; Polychaeta; Sabellida; Oweniidae
Source: the annotation of a GenBank genome assembly